GGGGAAAAAAUGGUGAAACAGACGAUACAGAUAUUUGGUCGCAUUAAACCUUCUAAGAAAACUACAGCGGUGUACUCUGUGGACAACGAUGAGCCGGCCGGUGCUUCCUUGGAGUUCCUGGUGCCCAGGGACGUGGCUGAGGGCUUUGUGAACAACAAGAGGGAGUGCUACAAGUUCAGGUUCCUGAAGGUGUUUGAUCAAGCUGUCAAACAAGAAGAGAUAUUUGAAAACAUCGCCAAACCAGUUGCAGACAGUGUGUUGGCUGGGUAUAAUGGCACCAUAUUCGCCUAUGGCCAGACCGGCAGUGGGAAGACCUUCACCAUCACAGGAGGGGCCGAGCGCUUCAGCGACCGAGGCAUUAUUCCCCGCACCCUCUCCUACCUGUUCCAACGCGUCUCCCAGGACAGCAGUAUGGUUUACACCACACACAUUUCCUACUUGGAGAUCUACAACGAGAUGGGAUAUGACCUUCUGGAUUCCCGACAUGAAGCAUCUCGACUGGAGGACCUACCAAAGGUACUGAUCAUGGAAGAUCCCGACCAGAACAUCCAUCUGAGGAACCUGUCCCUACAGCAGUCAGCCAAUGAGGAGGAGGCUCUGAACCUGCUCUUCCUGGGUGACACCAACCGCAUGAUUGCAGAGACUCCGAUGAAUCAGGCAUCCACGCGGUCCCACUGUAUUUUCACCGUGCACAUGUGCAGACGUGAGCCGGGCUCGGCCACCCUGCGGCGCUCCAAGCUCCACCUGGUGGACCUGGCUGGGUCGGAUCGAGUUAGCAAGACCGGCCUGAACGGGCAGCUGCUCACUGAGGCCAAGUACAUCAACCUCUCCCUCCACUACUUGGAGCAGGUGAUCAUAGCUUUGUCAGAGAAGAGCCGCUCCCACAUCCCCUACAGGAACUCCAUGUUGACCUCUGUGCUGAGGGACAGCCUGGGGGGCAACUGCAUGACUACCAUGAUCGCCACAGUGGCAGUGGACAAGAGGAACCUGGAUGAGUCCAUCUCGACGUGUCGCUUCGCUCAGCGCGUGGCUCUCAUCAAGAACGAGGCGAUACAGAAUGAAGAACUGGAUCCGGCCCUGCUAAUAGCCCGUUUGAAGAGGGAGAUCCAGUCUCUGAAGGAAGAGCUGGCCAUGAUGACAGGAGAACAGAGAGAUGAGCAGCUUACUGUGGAGGAGAUCCAAAGGUUGGAAGAGCUAAUCAAGGCCUUCCUUGAGGACCCUGAACCAGACGUGACACUGUCUUUGGGACCAGACAUGAGAAGAAUCCAGCACUGUUUCUCCCUUCUGAAGAUGAUGAUCACGGACGAGCAAAGUGGAGGAAGGAGACGCGGUGACGGGCGAGUGUCACCGGCAGCAGUAGAUGGAGAGAGCCCCCGCUCUGCAGCAGAGGUGACCAGACUGAAGGAGAUGCUGACGCAACGGGACAAUGAGAUCAGUAUCCUCGUGAAGAUGCUGAAGAAGGAGAAGAAAAGGUCCCAGGAAGCAGCUGCUCAGCUUGCUCACAUCCCCGAUGGCCAGAGCCCGGCCCCCCAGAGGGCCCCGAGGGCCCCGAGGCUGACGGCAGUGCCACAGCCGAGGGAGGGAAGCACGGACACCAUCUCAGCUGACCAUGAAGGACGAGCUAUACAGUACAUGAAAAGAGGUCCACAGCUGUCUAUGGGGAAGCAAGAAGCCUUUGAGACCUUCAUAAGGGACCAUGAGGACCAUCUGACCAUUAAGGACAACAAGGAGCUUCGCAAACAGAGGUCAGCUGAGGCCAGAAGAACUUGGGAGAAACUGAACGAGGCCAGAAGCCGAAUGAAUGAGCUGAAGAAGCAGUUGGCGUUGCAGAGGAGGCAGAGGGCAGCUCUUAGUGUAACGGAGAAGCAGCCAAAGGUCGAGGGCGAGGUCGAGGUCGACCCGGUGGAAGAAAAGCUGUGCAGAGACAUCGAGCAAGACAAAAAGGCCUACAAGAGCAACAUUGGCCGGCUGAGAGAGCUGAGGACAGAGAUUGAGCACCUGCAGCUGUUGUCGGAGAGGGCAAAGGUCAAGCUCCAGAGAGACUUCCAGAAGUGGUGGAGCCAGGAGUCCUCCAGCGUGCAGGACUCAGGGGCCACGGACAGAUGUCCUGCAGGGUCGCCACGUGGAGCCUCGCCGCCGCCUUCGCCGAGCACGGCAGGAUAUCGGGCACCUGGUCCGAGCAGCACCGAGUGGGAGUCUCCGGCCGAGCCAGAACCAGAUCAAGCCCUCAGAAGGGUCGUCCCCAAAAGCGCAGCUCCCUCUGCGGCCGUCCCAGCAGGACAGGACGAGCCCCCGGACGGCAGGCCGACUGACUGCACUCCUCCCUCUGAGUGGAGGGCCCUCUCCACCACCAAGCUCUCCUCCGCCUCCAUCCCCCUGACUGGAGACCAGCAGACUGAUGCUGACAUCCUGGCCUUUGUCAGAGCCAGACAAAACCUCCUGAACAGGACAGGCCAACCUCAGUGAUAACAUGAAGUUCUGAUGAAGGUCUGAAGUUAUCGUCAUCUGACUGCGAGCGCCACCUGACCAAGUCUGACCUAAAAACGUGUAUAAGACACUACUAUUAAGAAAAGAGAGACUGUCAAUCAAGAUGUGUGAAGAAAUGCUCUCAUCGGGGUCCAAAACAUACAACACAAAGCUCACAUCCUGUCUGACUUUAUUUUUACACACACACACACACACACACACACACACACACACACACAGACACAC
Molecule: messenger RNA, 2712 nt
Organism: Cyclopterus lumpus (lumpfish)
Lineage: Eukaryota; Metazoa; Chordata; Actinopteri; Perciformes; Cyclopteridae
Gene: kif6
Product: kinesin family member 6
Exons: 23
Coding region: 10-2466 (818 amino acids)
Biological process (GO): mitotic spindle organization; microtubule-based movement
Molecular function (GO): ATP binding; microtubule binding; microtubule motor activity
Source: RefSeq, a predicted model, not a curated record